AUGCAUUUGAAACAAGUGGAAAAGUGUUUCUACGGCUCCUUGUUAGCAUUUUCUGCAUCUCUAAUAUUUUUUCUUGUCUCCUGGGCAGUUCCUCCCAGUGACGCAGUAUGUGAUGGACGGAACCUCAUCUUCAGCCCAUUGCGAGAGGUGAUUAGUUACAAAUGGGUUAACUAUGCAGACUACUACUUUCCUCGCUCAGUCUAUCGCACAUCCGAGAGACGGCCAAUAGCUGCGGAUACGCAGCAGGCCUGGCGGGACUUGGUCCAGGAUUUCGAAGUCAGCAUACCGGAGGACAAACUAGAAGCCAUGAAUCAAUCUACCGAAUAUCAAUGGAAACGACAUCCCGACGGCGGUAUAGCUGCAAAUAUAGCUGUUUUCCAUCAGCUUUCUUGUCUGAGUACGAUUCGCCUCCAUGCUCAAGCAGACCUAGAAGACCCAUGGCGCCAGGAAUAUAGGGAAAGAGUGGACCAGUGUAUUGAAUUACUGAGGCACAAGUUCAUGUGCGAUGCGGAUGCCACUCCGUUUCUUCUUCGGAACAACCCUGAGGUUAUUCGUGGGAAUAGCCCGGACAUUGGAACAAAGCACAAGUGUAGAAAGUACGACGACGUGAUAUCUUGGGCAAAGCGGAACGCAAAGGGAAAGGAAUAA
Talaromyces rugulosus is the source of this 648-nucleotide messenger RNA. RefSeq lists its product as uncharacterized. The transcript is spliced from 3 exons. The record is from RefSeq and is a predicted model, not a curated record. NCBI's taxonomy places the organism in Eukaryota, Fungi, Ascomycota, Eurotiomycetes, Eurotiales, Trichocomaceae. The coding region runs from base 1 to 648 and encodes 215 amino acids. Gene Ontology annotation, biological process: mycotoxin biosynthetic process.